AUGGCCCAACAAACUAAACCUGAACUGCGCGCUAGUGACUCUACUUCACUACCUACAAACCUCUUCACCCGAUCAUCUGGUUUCCCAUCACGUCGAGGUCAGAAAGACAAAACAGAUCAAGCAGUUCGAGAGACCGAUACCGAUGCAGCACUCGCCAGACUCUCAGCUGCAUCCUUAGGCUACAUUGAGGACCCGUUUGUACCACUUCUUCUGCGCGACUCACCCUCUUCCGUUCGUCGACCGCCAUGGGUUAACAUAGGGACUCAUCAUCGCACAUACAUUAUGGACCUUCUUAUUCUUCAUUUUAUCAAUUCCCCAGCUCCCAUCGAUCCUCAAACCGGUCUCCCACGUCCCAAACAAGUCUUAUCCCUCGGCGCGGGCUCAGACAGUCGAUUCUGGCGCCUCCGCAAUCGGUGGUCUGGGACAUGGCCAAUCAGCAUGUGGGUUGAGACAGAUUUUCUAGAGAGCACAUCGAUCAAGGCGAAGCGGAUUGCAAGUAAUGAGCGACUCUCGACGCUCUGCGGCGGGAACGUUUCUCCUAGCAAUCACACCUCACACGAGACCUCGCCUCACACAGCACAUAGUCAAGACCCCACUGAGCUAUACUCAAAGCAUUACACACUCCUUUCCAGUGAUCUCCGUUCGACCCAAGAACUCGUUCCAAAAUUGAAAUCCGUCCUCAAUCCUGAUGGCUUCACUCUCAUCCUCGCCGAGCUUGUACUCGUCUACCUCUCACCUUCAGACUCCUCGGCGUGUCUCCGCCACAUCAUUGAUGCCCUUGCUCCUGGACCAAUGAUGCUUGUGAGCUAUGAGGCUUUAGAUCUUGGUGAUAACUUCAGCCGGGUCAUGGUCCAAAACCUUAAGGCGCGUGGUCUCGAAUUACUUGGACUGGCGGGAAAUCAAUCGGCGAAAAGCCUUGCUGAUCGGUUUGAGCAACUCGGAUUUCAGUCUUCUGCAUCCAUUGACAUCACUAGCCUACGCUCAACAGAUCUAUCGGCACCUCAAGCGUUCAUUGAAACAUGGCAGGAAGAAUUGAAUCGAAUCAGACGGUUGGAGUCAAUAGACGAACUCGAAGAACUUCACCUUGUCCUUGCGCAUUACGCUGUCUCUUGGGCUAUCAUUCGUCAUAAAGGUGCACAGAUUGGCAAAAACCAUUUGUCAGGCGCUUUUUGUCUCCCGGAGUUGGGAGAACAAUCUGGUUAG
This is a messenger RNA of Melampsora larici-populina 98AG31, 1203 nucleotides long. RefSeq lists its product as uncharacterized. Lineage: Eukaryota; Fungi; Basidiomycota; Pucciniomycetes; Pucciniales; Melampsoraceae. The record is from RefSeq and is a predicted model, not a curated record. Gene Ontology annotation, biological process: C-terminal protein methylation. The transcript has 4 exons. Gene Ontology annotation, molecular function: protein C-terminal leucine carboxyl O-methyltransferase activity. Bases 1 to 1203 code for a protein of 400 amino acids.